Metarhizium album ARSEF 1941 is the source of this 1968-nucleotide messenger RNA. RefSeq names its product Ribosomal protein L37ae. NCBI's taxonomy places the organism in Eukaryota, Fungi, Ascomycota, Sordariomycetes, Hypocreales, Clavicipitaceae. Bases 1 to 1968 code for a protein of 655 amino acids. The transcript has 2 exons. The record is from RefSeq and is a predicted model, not a curated record. Gene Ontology annotation, molecular function: zinc ion binding.
AUGGACGAACCUGAGCAGUGCAUCAUCUGCUUGGAUCCUCUGCCGCACCCCUCGUCUCUGUCCUCGCCGCCUUCGCCUUCGCCUUCGCCCAAGCCGGUCAAGGAGGCCGCAGAGACCACAAACUCAACAAUCGUCGUGCCCGACGCUGUGGCCGACGAAACCAAUCAUCUCGACAUAGUUGCUGCUCUGGAUGGAUGCGAGCAUGUGAUUCACGAUGCCUGCAUCCGCUCUUGGGCUCAAAAGACCAACACUUGUCCCAUUUGUAGGACACCCUUCCACUGUGUCCGUGUAUACAAUGGCGUCGACGGCACUGCCAUCUCUACCUACGAUGUCGUUGAUAAAAAGCAAGUCGCCGAAUUCGAUGUUCAAGCCUGGCUUGGAGAGAACAUCGUGGACCAAGACGACGACGAGGGCAACCCUUGUCCCAUAUGCAAUUCGGCCGAGCGAGAAGACAUUUUGCUACUAUGCGACAGCUGUGAUGCUGCCUAUCAUACACACUGCAUAGGGCUCGAUCAUAUUCCCGAGGGCGACUGGUACUGCAUGGAAUGUGCUCACCUGUUCCAACUCACCGGGGAUCGCCCUGAGCGGACCGAUGCUGAACCAGAGUCGCCACGCCCCCAGCUCGUUCAACGCCCGCACCCACGAGACGUACGUGGCUAUCAUGUUCGGACUCGCCAGCGCCUCAGACGAGCCCGCCACCAGGCUCGUAACGCCGAGUGGCAGGGCGCCUGGGGACAGUUUUCCGGUCGUUUCUACGAGAUGAGCGAUCUGGAUCUCGAUAAUCACGAUGAAGAGGAUGAGGACCUCGAACAAUACCGUCGCUUCCAGCAGCUUGACCGCCGGGAGUUGGACCGAUGGCAACAACGCAUGAAUAUAGCCAAUCGCCUCGGUGCCCGUGAGACUUUUGCGAGUAACAUUCCACCGCAGAUCAGCGAGCGCCUGCAGCCUCCGCCGCCACCAGUCGAGGAAACUCGUGACGAAAGGCGUGCAUGGGGUGCAUUCGAUCGCGCUCGGGAAGCUGAAGUCGCAACCGGCGGGGCGCGUAAGCGAAAGAGUCGAUCAGUCACCGCGUCUCCGGCCGAACCAGUUCAAGAACCAGAGAGGAAAUUGAAACGUCCGCGGACUAGGAGGUUGCCCACCCAGGCCGAGGCCUCUAACCCUGUCCCUUCACCCGAUAUACCUGGCCCCUCCAAUGCACGCCCGGCGACGACCUCCCUGGCGGUGGCAUCGGCGGCGACAACUGGAAGCAACGGAAUUAAUAGUACGAACAUCAUCAGCGGCACCAAUGGCAUUCCCAUCAGAAACGGCCUGACGCGGACGGAGAGUGCAACGCCCUUGGUGUCGUCACUGCUUAAGGAGUUAGAGCCAAAUCCCUUGUCCGAGGACGAGACGCCGGUAUUGACACCAAACUGGCGCGUACCUCCAGAAGCAUCAUCUCCCGCCCUCUCACCUUCACCCUCAAACCAUAGCAGCCCUCGAGCUCUGUCCUUGACUCCACCACCCCUUCCGAGCCUCAACGGUCGGCCUACCUCUCCGACCCUGUCACUAAGCACACAUAUUGAGCCACGAUAUCCUCCUGCAAAUUAUUCUCCUACUCGAGCCAACAGCGAGCAUGGAGACCCAGACUCACGUUCAACCAAGGUCGACUCACGCCCGCUAGAACUGCGACAACCUCGCCCACGGCGGGCACAUCAAGUACCACAGACGGAAGAAAGCUCGCCAACACGAUGGACAAUGACGCAUGAGGAAAAGAAAAGCAUAAAUGAUAUUGUCAAAUCCGCUUUGCGACCUCACUGGCGGGCGCAGAAGCUAACAACGGAACAAUACGCAACGAUUAAUCGCGAUAUAUCUCGAAAGCUUUACGACGAAGUGAAGGGUGCUGCAUCGCUCAAUGAGGAAUCUCGACGGACGUGGGAGAAACGAGCCACGCAAGAAGUAGCACAGGCAGUCGCCGGGCUUUCAGCUUGA